Messenger RNA from Iphiclides podalirius (scarce swallowtail), 882 nucleotides. NCBI's taxonomy places the organism in Eukaryota, Metazoa, Arthropoda, Insecta, Lepidoptera, Papilionidae. The record is from the annotation of a GenBank genome assembly.
AUGGCGGAUGAAAGAAAUUUUCGCUCCUCAUACUAUGAAAAAGUGGGCUGCCGUGGUGUAGAGGAAAAGAAAUCCCUUGAAAUACUUAUGAAGGAAAAGCCAUGGGAUAGGGUAAAGUUAAAACAAUUUUGCCUACGUUUUAUGGUGCCAGCUGCUUAUAGGAACUUGGUGUGGAAAGUAUUAUUAGAUAUUCUACCCGUUUAUGCGGAGUCACAUAAGUUUGUAAUGGAACAGAGAAAAAAACAAUAUGGUGAUUUACUGUAUGCAGUGGACAUGCUGGAACUUGUUGACAUGAGUGCGCCAAGGACACAAAUCCUGCUUGCAAUGUGGCUGUUAGAGAAUGAGGAGAGAAAACCGCCUUUGUUUCCCGAAACCAAUUUUAAUUCUGCAGAUACUUUCAUUCCGAUAGCGAAAACUCUGGUUGAGCUGUAUGAUAAUGAGGUUGAUGUCUACUGGAUAUGUAAGAGCCUGACGGAAAUUGUAAGGGGCAUGCAGAAAGACGUACUGAAAUUAAAAGAGGGCUUUCAGAGCAUGCUUGAAAAGGAAGAUGUUGAGCUUUUCAACCAUCUUGUGGAAAUUAAUGCAUUAGAUGUGUUGCCACUAACGAAAUGGUUCAAUUGCUGCUUUGCUGGAGUGCUUGAUGACACAUCACUUCCUAAGAUCUGGGACAAGGUGUGCAGCGGUGCCCCCAAGAUCCUGUCGUUUGUUGCAGUGAUGCUGGUGAUUACUCUACGCCGCAGCAUAUUGAAGGCGGCGAACGGUGAUGAGGUGCUUAAAUGCGUUCUAGAGAUACCAGAACAGUGUGAGGAGGUUGUCGCGAAUAAAGCGAUAGAGCUGUGGCAAUAUGGCGCCCAACCACAAAGCGACCAGCUCGCGAAGAAA